Molecule: messenger RNA, 1855 nt
Organism: Bipolaris sorokiniana ND90Pr
Lineage: Eukaryota; Fungi; Ascomycota; Dothideomycetes; Pleosporales; Pleosporaceae
Exons: 2
Coding region: 1-1455 (484 amino acids)
Biological process (GO): exocytosis; endocytosis; maintenance of cell polarity
Cellular component (GO): membrane; intracellular membrane-bounded organelle; cytosol
Molecular function (GO): oxysterol binding
Source: RefSeq, a predicted model, not a curated record
AUGUCAAACGAUAUUACCCACAAUAGGUCUGGCCUGAAAGAAUUUUUGGCGUCCAUUGCGACCAUUUCGGGAGAUUUGUCAAAUAUUACUGCACCACCAUUCGUACUCGCAGACAACUCGACCGUGGAGAUACCACAGUAUUGGGCAGAUCAUCCAUAUCUUUGGGCUGCACCGGCAACUGAGGAAAACCCAGAAAAGCGGGCAUUGCUCGUAUUGAAGAACUUUCUUUGUUCACUACGCGGCCAACAGUAUGGAGGACGAAGGGAAGAGGACGGCGUCAAGAAGCCCUUGAAUGCAUUUCUUGGAGAAAUUUUCAUGGGGGGCUGGAACAUGGAAGACCUGGGCGAAACGAGGUUGGUGUCUGAGCAGGUCGGACAUCACCCACCAGUCACUGCAUGCUACCUGUGGAAUAAUCAUGUCGGUAUUCGCGCCGAAGGUUUCACUGAACAGGAAAUCACUUUCAACGGAAACGUGGCUAUCAAGCAGAAGGGCUAUGCAAUAGUCCAUGUCGAUAAAUACGACGAAGACUAUCUACUUCCCUUACCCAACAUCAAAGUCAAAGGUCUCCUUAGUGGCGUUCCACACCCCGAACUCUAUGGCGAUUACUCGCUCAUCUGCUCCAAUGGAUACAUAUCACAUAUACACUUUGAAGGCAAAUCACUGCUCGGGUUCGGACAAAAGAACAGUUUUCAUGCGCGCUUCUUCCACAAGGAUAACCCUUCUGAUAUCAUCUACAUCCUUGAAGGCACGUGGAAUAGCACUUUUACCAUCAAAGAUGCACGUAGCGGCACGGAAAUCGAAACCUGUGACGUACACAGCAUCAAGCAACAGCCCAUGAACGUUCCUGACCUGUCCGAGCAAGAUCCAUGGGAGUCGAGAAAGGCAUGGCAGCACGUCAUCUCCGCAUUACGCAGAGGUGAUAUGAGGGGCGUUGUCAAGGCGAAGAGCGAAGUUGAGAAUGGUCAAAGACAAAUGCGUAAGGACGAGCAAGCAAAAGGCGAGACAUUUACCCCCGUCUUCUUCAAGCGGGUAGACAAGGACCCUAUAUUUGAGGAGUUGGUCCAGUGCGACCCACAGGGUUAUACUAUUGACCCCAAAGCCGGCACAUGGAAAGUGGACAAGGAGGCCGCCGAAAACAAAUCGAGACCCUUCCACGGCGAUCUGACGCCUUCGAACCAACGAACUAGCAAUCCGCAGCCGCAUUCUCAACAACAUAGUAGAAAUAAUAGCACCACGACAAGCGGACAAGAUCCGCAGUGUGGUGGAGCAGAGAUGGAGACUGCAGCUGACAGUAUUAAUGGAGCAGCGGCAUCUAGGGGGUGUCCGGCGCCGUCGUCGCCUUCGGACUCAUCGCCUCGAAAUGCAGCGACAGAAACUACUACCCAUAGUCCCGUCGAGCCGUCUGAUCAGCAAGUCGAAGAUUUCUUACGCGCGAAAACGGGCAAUGUCCGUUGAUCCCGCGCUUUCCCUUCCGCCCAUCCCCCAUCUUCCACCAAAAAAAUACUUCUGUCUUCGUAUUCUUUGUAGCCUGCGGGAAUGUCAACAAUAUAACGUUUAUUCCCCGAUUUUUGUUUCAGAUUGUUCUUUUUUGAUACACUCGGGAAUCGGACUCGGCAUUCGUCAAUGUCGUCUGUGUUCGACGCUAAAAAAAAUGUUUUUUUUUUCGUGUAACCACAGACGAAACUUUCUUGCGCCUCCCCUCCCCCGUCUCUCGCUUCUCGCGUGGCAAGAUUCGCUUCCAAAAUCCCACUUCAACAGGGGGAGAGUUGAGUAAGAGUAGUCAGGGCCAUGUGCCGCUCCGCGGAGCGGCACUUAUAUUUCUUUGUAGAAAAGACUGGAACUAAGGAGGAAAAGC